Molecule: messenger RNA, 2505 nt
Organism: Arabidopsis arenosa
Lineage: Eukaryota; Viridiplantae; Streptophyta; Magnoliopsida; Brassicales; Brassicaceae
Source: the annotation of a GenBank genome assembly
CUAAGAAGACUCUCUCUCUCCACCUCUCUUUCUCUCUAAAAUCUCGUUCUGUCUCCGGCGAAGUCGCCGGCGGGAAGCUAAAAGGCAGGUAGCAACGAAUUCCCGGCGAGAUAAUCCGACAAUGCGAGGGUUACGAGCUUCAUCGCUUCUACUCUGUGGUGUUGUUCUGAUUCAGCUGCUUGCUGCUCAAAUCGAUGCUCAAAGACCUAAAAGUCCAUGGCCGACGCUCACGGGUGAUCCUCCUCUUGUGAUAGCUCGUGGUGGAUUUUCUGGAUUGUUUCCAGAUUCGAGUUUCGAUGCUUACAAUUUCGCAAUGUUGACAAGUGUAUCAGAUGUUGUUCUAUGGUGUGAUGUUCAGCUAACCAAAGAUGCUCUUGGUAUUUGCUUCCCUGAUUUAACCAUGAGCAAUGCUUCAUCUAUUGAAGUUGUUUACCCAACUCGAAAAAAAUCUUACCCGGUUAAUGGAGUUCCUACUUCCGGUUGGUUCACCAUUGAUUUCUCCUUGAAAGAUCUCAAAGCUGUUAACCUGAUCCGAGGAAUAUUAUCUCGCUCAGAAAAAUUCGAUGGUAAUCUUAACCGGAUUAUGACGGUUCAAAGCGUAGCCACGCAGAUGAAACCGUCAUUCUUUUGGUUAAAUGUUCAGCACGAUGCGUUUUACGCGCAACAGAAUUUGAGCAUGAGCAGUUUUCUGGUUGCAGCUUCAAAAACUGUUCCCAUUGACUUCAUCUCUUCCCCUGAAGUGAACUUCUUUAGGAAAAUUGCUGGUCGUUUCGGGCGUAAUGGACCCAGUCUUGUGUUCCGGUUUCUCGGUCAAGAAGAGUUUGAGCCAACAACAAACAGAACCUACGGGUCUAUCUUGAGUAACCUGACUUUUGUCAAGACUUUUGCUUCAGGGAUCCUUGUUCCCAAGUCUUACAUAUUGCCACUCGAUGACCAGCAGUACUUGCUUCCUCAUACAUCCUUAGUUCAAGAUGCUCACAAAGCAGGAUUAGAAGUUUUUGUGUCAGGUUUUGCAAAUGAUAUUGAUAUUGCACAUGACUACAGUUUCGAUCCAGUCUCUGAGUAUCUAUCUUUUGUGGACAAUGGCAAUUUCUCUGUCGAUGGUGUGCUUUCUGAUUUUCCUAUAUCUGCAUCUGCAUCUCUCGAUUGCUUCUCCCACAUUGGCAGAAACGCUACAAAACAAGUGGAUUUUCUUGUUAUAUCCAAAAAUGGUGCGAGUGGAGACUAUCCUGGAUGUACAGACUUGGCAUAUGAGAAGGCAAUCAAAGAUGGUGCUGAUGUAAUCGAUUGCUCGGUCCAAAUGUCCAGCGACGGCACACCCAUUUGCUUAAGUUCGAUCGAUCUCGGGAACAGCACAACAGUCACCCAAACUGCUUUCAGAAACCGUUCAACAACUGUUCCUGAGUUGGGCUCACUUGGUGGAAUAUACACUUUCAGUCUCACAUGGCCUGAGAUCCAGACCUUGACUCCUGCUAUUUCAAACCCCUACAGAGUAACCAGUCUGUUUAGAAAUCCAAAACAGAAAAAUGCUGGGAAGCUUCUUUCACUUUCUGAUUUCCUAAACUUGGCAAAGAACUCCACCUCUCUCUCCGGUGUUUUGAUCAGUGUAGAGAAUGCGGCAUACCUGAGAGAGAAUCAAGGGCUUGACGUUGUUAAAGCGGUUCUUGAUACACUCUCACAGACUGGCUACAGCAAUAAGACAGCCACAAAGGUCAUGAUUCAGUCAACAAACAGCUCGGUUCUAGUUGACUUCAAGAAGCAGAGCCAGUACGAGACUGUCUAUAAAGUUGAAGAAAACAUCCGUGAUAUUCUCGACUCUGCUAUUGAAGACAUAAAAAAAUUCGCUGAUGCUGUUGUGAUCCAAAAAUCAUCAGUCUUUCCUCUCGCUCAGUCGUUCAUCACAACGCAAACCAAUGUUGUGGAGAAGCUGCAGAAGUCUCAGCUCCCAGUUUAUGUGGAACUGUUUCAGAAUGAGUUUUUAUCUCAACCAUAUGACUUCUUUGCUGAUGCAACCGUUGAGAUAAACUCUUAUAUCACUGGAGUCGGUAUAAACGGAACCAUCACCGAGUUCCCUUUCACAGCUGCAAGAUACAAAAGGAAUCUAUGUUUGGGCAGAAAAGAAACUAUACCUUACAUGGCCCCUGCCCAACCCGGUGCCCUCUUAACCCUUGUGAGUCCUACGUCCUUACCUCCAGCCGAAGCUCCAAACCCGGUUUUCACAGAUGCUGAUGUCACUGAGCCACCACUACCUCCGGUUACAGCAAAAGCCCCAACCUCAACCCCUGGAACCCCAUCAACCAAUGCAGAAGCACCUAGUGGACAAACCCGAAUCACUCUAUCUGUUCUACUUUCCGUUUUUGCAAUGGUUCUUGCCUCCCUUCUACUUCUGUGAUCAACCCUUGAUCUCAUCUCCUAUGUUGAUAAUGUCUUCCGCCCUCUGGCGACUUCUCUAUGCAUGUUGUCUGCUUAUAUUCUAGUUCUGUCCAAAAAACAACAGGUUAUUCU